AUGGGUCCACCAACAUCCGAGUGCUUCGUCGUACAGGACCUGCCAGGCGCUGGUCGGGGCGUUAUCGCGAGUAAAGAUAUACCUGGUGGUACGGUUAUUCUCGACAGCGAAGGACCAGCCGCACACGUGAUUUUCCGACAAUAUCGGAAGGAGGUCUGCGCCUACUGCUUUGAGUACGAUCGAGGCCGAACUCGACCCGUGCGAGAUAACGAGAUCGGAAAGGUGUUCUGCAACUUGAGAUGUCACACUAAAUGGCUAGAGCAGCAAGGCGACCUUGGUAAAGAUGCUUGGCGAGCUCUUCAAACGUUCGUGCAAAGCAGAAACAAGGCCGUUACGAGUCUCAUCUGUGAGCAGGUAGUAGGCGGGAAGCCUACUCCCAACACCACAAGGCAAGAGUGGUCAAAUGCAGACUCGCAAGUGCAAAGUCGUCGGUCAGGUAACAGUUCCAGCAGCUUCAAAGGUGGGCGUAGCAAUCAUGGUCAAAAACCGCAAGUUUCGGUUGAGCCUGAUAUUUUGAGCUUUUUACUGUCCGGUGUUCUUGCUCAUCACGUGUCACCUCAGAGAUGGCAGACUGAAAUGCUAGACCUGGCGCCGGACGAUCAGCCAUAUACGAGCUUUAAAGAGCUGCAGAUGCACUGCACCAGCUUCCAACAACUGGCAAGCUUCGUUCCAGACGAGCUUCAGUCGAGUUGCACGACAGAAGUUUGCCAUACGCUGGCAAGUAUAGGUAGCCACAACGCCUUUGGGAUCCGUGCUGGCAGCGAAGACGGCGAGGAGUACAUGGGCUAUGCGAUUUAUCCGGAUGCAAGCUACUUCAACCACUCGUGCUCGCCAAAUCUAUUGAAGCGUCGGAUGGGAAGGUGCUGGGCAUUCUGGACGACAAGAGAGAUCAAGAAGGGUGAGCAAUGCUGCAUUACCUACCUCGGAGGUGACGAAAAAGAACUGGACGUCGCAGACCGCAGGGCGCGCUUGAAGCGGGUUUGGGCCUUCGACUGCAUGUGCGAGCGGUGUAAGCUCGAGGUGCGUGAGGAAACAGUCGAACACUCACAUGCCAGGGCUGAAUGA
Messenger RNA from Baudoinia panamericana UAMH 10762, 1065 nucleotides. RefSeq lists its product as uncharacterized. The coding region runs from base 1 to 1065 and encodes 354 amino acids. The transcript has a single exon. Gene Ontology annotation, molecular function: protein binding. Lineage: Eukaryota; Fungi; Ascomycota; Dothideomycetes; Mycosphaerellales; Teratosphaeriaceae. The record is from RefSeq and is a predicted model, not a curated record. Gene Ontology annotation, cellular component: nucleus.